Molecule: messenger RNA, 3428 nt
Organism: Calidris pugnax (ruff)
Lineage: Eukaryota; Metazoa; Chordata; Aves; Charadriiformes; Scolopacidae
Gene: CRLF2
Product: cytokine receptor-like factor 2
Exons: 10
Coding region: 125-1285 (386 amino acids)
Biological process (GO): cytokine-mediated signaling pathway
Cellular component (GO): external side of plasma membrane
Molecular function (GO): cytokine receptor activity; protein binding
Source: RefSeq, a predicted model, not a curated record
GGCUCACAAGUUUCUUUUCAGUUCAUGGACUGGGAUCUUGCAUAUUUGAGAAAAUUGAAUCAGGUCAUCAUGCUGGGGUUUCCAAGAGUCACUAGGAUUUGAAUAAGUCUUCCUGGGACAUCCAAUGGCCUGUUGUAUCAUUCCAACCAUGAGACUCAUCUUUCAAGCAUGUUCAAUGAUCUUCACACUGAGCAAUCUGGUGCCUUCUCAGUCACAAUCUCCUGGUGGGAGAGAUGCCAUCAGCACCACAAUAAUCAAUUUCAAUAAUGAGAAGAUGCAGAUCACAUGGGCAGCAUCAGAACUAUUUCCCGGCAAGAAUGUGUCAUUUUCUUAUACAUUUGAUGAAGGCAAGAGCAAAGUUUGGAAGCCAUGUCCCACCUAUUUAGUGGAUCAAGAUUAUAAUUCUGGAUGUCUCUUUAAGACAGAAGGACCCACCCUUGCCAUCUCUAUCAGGAACAACAAUGGAAGUGAAGAGCUUUUUUCUAAAGCACUAAAAUCUGAUUUUUAUAUAAAGCCCAAUCGACCAGAAAAUGUGACUUUCUUCUGGAAAGCAGACACUGUUACUGUAAGCUGUAAUAAACCAGAGAGAGCUGUGAGGUGCUUGAUUCUUGAGCUUCAAUACAAAAGCAAGUUUGACAAAGACUGGCAAUCCAGAACUUCUAAGUGUUGCAGUGUUGGAGACCAAGGCUUUGAUCCAAGGAAAUGCUAUUCUUUUCGGGUCAGACUGAAGAGGCUAGUACCCUUCUGCAACGUAGUUAAUUACAGCAGUGACUGGGAAGCAGAAACAUUUUGGAGGAAUGGCAGAUUAUUAGAUUCAUGUGAUGAUGAUACAAAAUCUCACUCAAACACAGUAAUAGUUUUAAGUUGUUUGCUGGCAGUACUUCUAAUGAUGCUUAUCCUCUUGGUUCUUCUGUGUAAAUGGCAGAGGCUUCAGAAGUCAGUCAUGCCUACUAUACCAGAUCCAAAAUAUGUAUUUGCUGAUCUCUUCAAUGAUCAUAAUGGAAACUUUCAGGAAUGGAUAGACAAAAGUGAUCAUGCAGCGGUACAACCCAAGCUAGAAUAUGAAGAGCCAGAGUGCAUCAUUGAGGCAGAAAGCCAGCAAGAAGAUGAGAAGAAUAGUGACAAACAGGGGCCUCAAGAAAAGAUCUUCAGUUUUUCAAGAGCAGCUGAAAAUAAUGACCCCAAAGCAGCUCAGAUUGCCUGCAUGAUGCCAACAUCCAACACUAUAGCUUCUUUUGCUGGCUUCCGGGUUUUAAUGAAUGAUGACAUGUAUGUGAUGUUAUAAAGUCUGCAUAAUUACAUAAAAGAUCCUGAUGAGUUUAGGGGAGUGGCUGAAUAGAAAAGUUUGUCAUGAAGAGACUCACAUCAAGAAAGACACUCGGCUGUGUGAGCUAAUUUCAGAUCAGUUCUCUCCCAGCACAUAUGACCACUUGGGCAGACUCAGUGUUUGAAAUACCCACCUGAUAAUAAAUAGGGUUAGGAUUUGUUGCUUUGAUUGGGGUAUAUCUCUAAGACUAAACCGAGUCUCCUUUUCCUGCUACGAACAGGAGAGAACAAGAGCUCCUCCAUAAAAUACAUGUUCACAGAGCUGAGACUCAGUCCUUGAAGAGUGAAAAUGAAGGGAUUUUUCUGAUUAUGGUCUUUGUCUCACAAAGACCAGGCUAUAUAAUCCUAAUUUUCACAGUGCUAGGAUACUGCUUUGCGAUCCCUUUUUAAGGGUAGAAGAAUUGCUUUUGUAAGCUGCUUCUCCUAGUGUGAAACUUUUUACUGCAUGGCAAACAUCAAAGGUUUUAUAAAGAGAAAGAAUAAACCCCAUGUCUAAGAACAGAAGAGUGAGGAUGUACAGUAUUGAGUCACUUUUUAUCCUGCAGGUAAUGCUGUGUAGGCAGCUUCCUCCAGAAGAGCAGGGACCAUGGGUCUCCUCUGAGGUCAGGUCCGCAGUAUCUUAUAGGCUUUGUAUGAGUAAGCAGCUUCUUCUGGAAAGCUGAGGUCCAUUUUGAACAAUAUUUAUGUUUAACUCAGUUGCAUUUAUUUCAAACUGGUUUUAGUGCAAUCAGCAGCUGACCCAAAUUAGGAUUUCUUAUUCAUACUGCAUAGACCAGUCUCUUGUUCUCAAACGAUGUUCUAAUGUUUUCAAAACAUAUCAUCUUCUAAAGUAUGUCUUAUUUUAAAUUUAAUAUGCAAUAUACUAUGGAAUUAUAUCUCAGAAAUAAAAUAUUGACUAGCCUGUGAGCUUCCCUGUAUCACUUAGGUUAUUUUCUAUUUGAAGGCAAAUUUUGUAAAAAAGGUUAAGUGCCAGAAACAUCUAUGAUAUGGGUAAAGUCUUGUAGAUAUACAAGACUUUAUGUUGAAUGUAUGUUAUUAUAUGUUGAAUUAACCUCAGUUAUUUACCUGGAUAUCAGUCAAUCAUUAAAUGCCUUAAUCAGUUGACUAAGCUUUGUCAUUCUGUACUUUCAUUGACUAAUUUAUAGUGUAACUUGGAAAUGGCAUGUAUCAAAAAAUUGCAAUUAUUAGUAAAAUAACUUUAAUUCAAUGUUUAAAAAAAUUCAACUCCAGAUCUCAUUGGGAACAGUAAAUGUAAUAUGAAUCAUUAGGUCUCAAAAUCUUUUUCUAAGUGACCCAGUUUGCUGUACAAGGAAAAAUCCAGAAAUUUUCUGGCCCGUGACUGGGAAACUUAACUGGAAGUUCAGCCACAUUUUCCAAGUUUUUCUUGACCUUACAUCAGAUUUGAUUGUUCUUUCACAAGAUUAACAUGCUAAGAAAAAAUUUCCUAUAAUCUUGAAGAAAUUUCUGCCUUUUUCUAUCUAAAAUAGAUGUGUGCAAGUUUUGGGGGGCCUUUUGUACAUCCCAUAUGUCUGGAAUUUUUUUAUAAAGGUAACCAUGAAAGUUUCAAUAACACUGUAAUGUAGUGGAUUUUAAACUAAUGCAAGCUGCGUGUAAUUUCAUGAGCAGAAUCUAGCUUAGGUCUUCUCAGCUGAUAUAAAUCGCCAUUAUUACAUGAGAACCAAAGAAGUUACAGUGGCUUACAAUACAUAAGAAGCUGUUCCAGUAAUGAUUCAAACAAUACAGUGGGAACUGAAUCUCAGAACAUAUUGCUUAGUUACUUCAUGUUUGAACCACUCAUUUAUAUAGUAGUCUACAGAGCUAGACAGAUACCUUAAUUAAACCACCUUCUGUUGAGAAAAUACUUUUCUGUCUGAAUUCAAAAUCUUUUUGUAUAUUUUCAUGAAAUGCUACUGGGGGUGGGGGGAAAGAAGAAAAUCAUGUUGAAGUGUACUAUUUAAGCAGUGUUCCUGAACUGAAAUGUUGUAGUCCUUUAAGUUCUUAGUGCAAAGUACAAUAUCUUGUGUGAUAUUUUAUAGACAUGAAGGUUCUUUUUGUGUAUGUAUACAACUAUAUUCACAUUGUUUAUAAAAAACUAGAAAUAA